This is a messenger RNA of Coffea arabica (coffee), 1353 nucleotides long. RefSeq lists its product as uncharacterized. Lineage: Eukaryota; Viridiplantae; Streptophyta; Magnoliopsida; Gentianales; Rubiaceae. The record is from RefSeq and is a predicted model, not a curated record.
GCCCACAUAAAAGAACGCAGGCGAAUUAUUUACACAAGACAAAUCUCUCAUUUGUGUGAAAAACCUUAUCAACAUUAAAGCCCCUUUCUCACCUCUUCCUUUUCCUACUCUCCCUGAGGACCGUGACCGUUGCACAUUCCAGUCUACGGAGUCUUUGAAGUUCAGUAGAAAACUGACAUCUGAGAAAGAGAAGGGGGGGAAGAAAAUGCCUAAGCUCUCUCCUAACAAGUUCAUUUUCUACUACUUCUUGACCACUCUUCUCUCUGAAUCCUCCCUCUGCUUUUCCUUGAUUGCCUCAGAAUCUACAGACCCAAUUCCAGUCCCAUGGCCAGAACAAUUCCACUCAAUUCUUUUCGUGAAUAACAGUGAGGGAUCUCUACAAAAGGUUGACCUGUGGUAUGACUGGCCAGGAGGCAGAAACUUCAACAUCAUUCAGUACCAGCUGGGAAAGCUUCUUUAUGAUUUGGAAUGGGACAAUGGCACCUCUUACAUUUACACCUUGGACUCCAACAAAGAAUGCAGAGUAUUGCAUUUCCCAGUGGGAAUUCUAAGACCAAAUUGGCUCGAUGGUGCAACAUAUCUUGGUCAGAAAUACAUGGACGGUUUUCUCUGUAAUGUGUGGGAGAAGGUUGAUUUCAUUUGGUACUAUGAGGAUGUGGCCACCAAAAGACCUGUUUAUUGGGCUUUCUUCACAGGAAUGGUAGCACAUGUGAUGACAUUUGAGGUUGGUAGUGUCCUUGAAGACCCCGAGUGGCAAGCUCCUGUAUACUGCUUUACGGAGGCCGUGGAGGAAACAAAACCUGUGCUUGAUACUUUGGGCGGUCCUGUUUCUCGUGCAAGUCUGAUGAAGGGAGGAAAACUUAUGAGUAUGUGAAUUAAUGUCUUUUUAUUGCAAGUAAUUAUCGAUGAAGCUGGAUGAUUUUCAGUCCUUUCUUCUCGGGUAUUUCCGUUUUCCCUUUCUGGUUAUCAAACUAGUAAACAUUUCUUCAUCGCAAGCAAACCAAAGACUUGGAAGUGAAAUGAAACUUAGCAAUUCUGGAAUCAAAUUCCAGGACAGGGAAAGCAAAAAUAAGUAUAGAAAUUGUGUUACCAGUUUUUCUUUAUUAUGUAGUUGCACACUGAGUUGGCCCUCCUGGCAAUAGCAUAGCCCCCUCUGCAGCAUUAGCAUAAAACAUGCAAACCACAUCCUUGCUGAAUCUGCGUUGCAUAAUCCGAUGGAGAAACUUCAUCUCAGUCACCAACCCACGUCCAAGCUGUGGGUCAAAUGGAAGUUUGUUUGCAACUGGAAAGUUUAAAGACUUGAAAGUGGUGUUUAAAUUUUAGAAAUAUGGUACCCUUUUUAUUUUUUGUUUA